UGGCAGCGGAUAUGGGUGGUGGUAGUGGAAGUAUUGGAUCAUGUAGAGAGAUGAGAAGCCUAACAGGGCAGGUAUUCUCAGGAAGAUGGUUCAUGGUCUUCGCAUCUCUUCUCAUCAUGUCAGCAGCCGGUGCUACUUACAUGUUUGGUCUCUACUCUAACGAGAUCAAAACAUCUCUUGGUUACGAUCAAACCACUCUCAACCUUCUUAGUUUCUUCAAAGACGUAGGUGCUAACGUCGGUGUUCUCGCCGGCCUAAUCAACGAGGUAACACCUCCUUGGGUGGUUCUAGUCAUCGGCGCCGUCAUGAAUUUUGGUGGUUACCUCAUGAUAUGGCUCGCCGUAAAAGGUACCAUUUCAAGACCUCAAGUAUGGCACAUGUGUAUCUAUAUCUGUAUUGGUGCCAAUUCCCAAUCCUUUGCCAACACCGGUGCUCUUGUCACCCUUGUCAAGAACUUCCCUGAAAGCAGAGGCAUCGUUUUAGGUCUACUCAAGGGUUUCGUCGGCCUUAGCGGUGCUAUAAUAACCCAAAUCUACCAUGCCGUUUAUGGAAACGACCCUAAGUCUCUCAUUCUUUUCAUUGGUUGGCUUCCCGCUGCUAUUUCUUUUGCUUUCGUUCGAACCAUUAGAAUCAUGAAAGUUGUUCGACAACCCAGAGAGCUGAAGGUGUUUUACAGGUUCCUUUACAUUUCUCUUGCCUUAGCUGGAUUUCUUAUGAUCAUAAUCAUUAUAGAGCAGAAGUUCAAGUUCAAUCGAGCUGAGUAUGGGGUCAGUGCCGCGGCUGUUCUUGGCUUGCUCUUUCUCCCACUUGCCAUCGUUGUAAUCGAAGAGAUUGACCUCUGGAAGAAGAAGAAAAAGACUUCUUCUUCUUCUUCUUGCGAGAUUAAACUUACCGUUGAGAAGCCACCACCGGCUUUAACAAUGGAAGCUGAAGAUGCGACAAGGGAUUCAAUAGUCCAAUCGUCAUCAACAUACGCAAUGCGAGCAGAAGGUGGGACAAGUUCCAAGAAGCCAGAAGCAGUUUCUUGCUUAGCCAACAUGUUUAGAGCGCCAGAUAGAGGUGAAGACUACACCAUUUUACAAGCACUAGUGAGUGUGGACAUGUUGGUUCUGUUUCUAGCGACGAUAUGUGGGAUUGGAGGGACAUUAACAGCGAUAGACAAUUUGGGGCAGAUAGGCCUUUCAUUGGGGUACCCAUCAAGCAGCACAAGCACCUUCGUGUCACUAGUGAGCAUAUGGAAUUACCUGGGAAGAGUGGUGGCAGGUUUCGUCUCUGAAAUUUUUCUCAAGAAAUACAAAUUCCCACGGCCCUUAAUGCUCACAUUGGUCCUUCUCCUCUCCUGUGUUGGCCACAUCUUGAUUGCCUUUGGGGUUCCCAACGGUUUGUAUGUGGCGUCGGUGAUUAUUGGGUUCUGUUUUGGGGCACAGUGGCCGCUGCUCUUCGCCAUAAUAUCGGAGAUAUUUGGGCUGAAGUAUUACUCCACGCUUUACAAUUUCGGGGCGGUGGCGAGUCCGAUUGGGUUGUACGUGCUUAAUGUGAGGCUGGCCGGGCAUUUGUAUGAUAAAGAGGCGAGGAAGCAGAUGGCGGCGCUAGGGCGGACGAGGGUGGCGGGACAGGUAUUGAAUUGUACUGGGGUAGUGUGUUAUAGGCUUUCCUUCCUUAUAAUUACUGCGGUGACGUUGUUCGGGUGUGCCGUAUCUAUGAUUUUGGUUAUUAGGACCAGGAAGUUCUACCGCAGCGAUAUCUAUAAGAAGUUUAGGGAAGCCGCAGCGGCUGCCGAGACCGAAAUGGCUAUUGCUGAUGAACCAAUAAUAAUCAAUGGAAAUGGAAACGGAAACGCUGACGUAUGCUCUUCCACCACGACGACGACGACGACGACGACAACGAAGUCGCCGCCCGUCGUCGCAACCACCACCAACUCAAAGACAAGGAUAGAUGGAGAGAAGAGGGAGGGAGAUGAUGUGAAAUGA
Molecule: messenger RNA, 1970 nt
Organism: Telopea speciosissima
Lineage: Eukaryota; Viridiplantae; Streptophyta; Magnoliopsida; Proteales; Proteaceae
Exons: 2
Coding region: 12-1970 (652 amino acids)
Cellular component (GO): membrane
Source: RefSeq, a predicted model, not a curated record